Molecule: messenger RNA, 3150 nt
Organism: Mya arenaria
Lineage: Eukaryota; Metazoa; Mollusca; Bivalvia; Myida; Myidae
Product: toll-like receptor 4
Exons: 1
Coding region: 123-2747 (874 amino acids)
Biological process (GO): toll-like receptor signaling pathway; immune response
Cellular component (GO): membrane
Molecular function (GO): transmembrane signaling receptor activity; protein binding
Source: RefSeq, a predicted model, not a curated record
UUUAUUUCCUCCAUCUAUUUAUGCGAAUAUUCUACAAAUGAAGCCCAAAGAGUUUUUAUAUAAAAAUGUUCGCAUGGAACGCUAACACACAUAUCAUAUGAACGCAUUUAAUUUUCAACAAGAUGAAACUGGAUAAUAAUAUAUUUGUUUUUGCAUUGCUUAUUGUACACGUGAAUAUCUCGAUGAGCUUCUUUAAAUGUGGACCCGAUCUAAAAUGUUCAUGUACGACGAGGCCGCCAGGAACGGUUGCAAUGGAUUGUAAAGCAAGAAAUGUCAAACUUCGUCAAGUUUGCGAAAGCAUUGCGAUCAUAUACCCAAAAGUGUCAGAUCUUAAUAUUGCACGAAAUAACAUUGGUAACUUCAAUCCGGAAGACGUCAACCACUGUCGGAACAUCAGUAGUUUAAAUAUGAAUUAUAACCAGAUUUCGUCUCUGCAUAAUUAUGUCUUUGUAGAUUUUCGGAAUAUAUUGACACUGGAUUUGAGCGAUAACGUGCUCGACAUUUACAACAAAACGGCGUUUGACCCAAGCGUGCUACCAUCAUCUCUGAGAAUCCUCAAACUCUACGGCAAUUUUCGAGAGGACAACAACCUUAAAGAAAGCUCUGCCUACCCAAUUUUUACUAAUUUACGAAACCUUGAGAAGUUGCAGUUAGAUGGAGUUGAAACCGAUUUCGGCCUGGAAUAUGAAUACAGUUCUGUCAGAAAUUUAUCUCUUUCAUCAAAAGGACCUUUGGGGUUCUGCCUCAUAAAGGACAUCUUUCCGACAACUUUUCACUCGCUUAUAAACGUACGUGUUCUAGAUAUAUCCUCGUGCAGAAUUGAAAAUAUUUACAGAGAUGCCUUCAAACACAUGAAGAGUCUUGAAAUUCUGGACCUUUCUUUGAACAGACGUCUUGGAUUUAGCUCCCUGAUGAAUGUUUCAUAUUCGCUCCAGUUUACAAAUAUCCAAUUUCUGAAUUACUCACGGGUCUAUACUUCAUUUGGCGUUGGAACUAUAAUUCUGAACAGUGAUAUAUGCUACCUUCGAAAUACAUCUCUGAAAGCAAUCGCGCUUGAUGGCAACAAGGUGCAAAUGAUAGAAAAGAACACAUAUUUAUUACUUCCGAAGCACUUAGAAACAAUUUACGCACAAGAGAAUAAAUUUUCAUUCGGAUUAUACCUAUUUCAAUUUGGUUGCCUCGAACACGUUCAACAUAUUGAUGCAAAUAACCUAAACAAAGUGCACGCUCCUAUUAAAUACCUUGCAGAACCUAAACCAAAAAACGACAACGAUCGAAGCUGGAAUUCGGAAUGCCCAUUCAUGACGGAAGAGAGUUUAAAGAACAUUGCAAAAGAUAUCCCUGCUUGUACGUAUGUACCACCGAAUGAAACAGUUGCUGAUUGGAAACCGCAGUUUUCAAGGUCUCUCAAAAUCGUUAAUUUCUCCGGCUGCAACAUGGUUUAUAACAUUGAUAAUACACAAAUCACUAUCAAUCCAUCCAAUAAUUCAUUUGAAGCAUUGGAUGUAUCAAAAAAUGCAUUCCAUUGUUUGAGCAGCAGGAUUGGGCCAUUUCCAAAUCUUAAGUUUUUGUCACUCUCCCGUUCUUAUUGUUCAUUCAUAAAUUCAGACUUUUUGUCGAUGGGCAAACUUGAAAACCUUCAGCUAGAUCAAAAUUAUUUGGGAGGAAUGUUUGCACAUCAAGGCGGCAGAGACACGUUUGAAUAUCUCACAAAUUUGCAAACGCUUAAUAUUUCUACAAACGGCAUAACACGCCUCAAAAAGAAUAUAUUUAAUACUCUUAUAAUGAUUGAAGAAAUUGAUUUAAGCAGUAAUAACAUCGAAAUGUUCGCUGUCAAUGUUAAGCCUUUGAAAAAUCUGCUUCAUUUGAAUCUUCGAGGUAACGCAAUUCAUACGCUUAAUAAUGAUUUUAGACAGCUUCUCGAAGACAAUUCAGAGCGAAUAGGAAAUAAUUUUACCCUGGACUUGAGAAACAAUUCAAUCGAAUACAGUUGCAGCAAUCAGAAGUUUUUGUACUGGUUGCUUUAUCAUAAAAAAAGAUUACAAGGCUUUAAUGAGAUGGUUUUCUAUAGGUUAAAUGGUAGCUCUGUAGAUUCAAAUGCAUUUCUGCGCGAUGUGCCCCACUUGCGUGCACAAUGUAGAUCAUAUACAAUUGCGAUGGUGUUGUCCGCUUUGGGUGUAUUGUCAGCCGGUGCAAUGAUCACUGGAGUCAUUUUGUACAAAAAGAGAUGGAAACUUCGAUAUUGGUACUACAUGACAAAGCAAAAUUACUUUGGCUAUCGGCGACUAUUAAACGAUUAUGAAGAUGAAAAUUACCGAUACGAUGCAUUUAUAUCAUAUUCUGACGAUGACUUACAUUUUAUUCGGGGCGAAAUCAUACCAAGGUUGGAGGACUGUGGGAUGAAGUUGUGUGUACACCAACGGGACUUUCUACCUGGCAUACCUAUACGAGAUAACAUAGUGGAUGCGAUACGAACAAGCAAGAAAACGGUGGUGAUUCUCUCAAAAACAUUUGUAAAGACGCAAUGGUGCAUUUUUGAAUUCAACAUGGCAAGAAUGGAAAGCACUGACAACAGAGUGUGCGAGAAUGGGUGUUUAGUAAUUGUUCAUUUCGAGAAUGUUCCCGCAAAAAGUAUGCCUCUCGAAAUUCUUGAUUGGAUGGACAAUCAUUCGUAUAUUAUGUAUACACGCGACCCAGACGGUCAGGAAUUGUUUUGGGAAAGUCUUGCAACAGCCAUUGAACGUUGAUAUCCAUUUUUUAAGCUAAAUACAUACAAUCAUUUCUAGCGUUAUUGGUUUUUGUAUUUUAGUAACAGCUUGAUUUCGUCAUUGCGUUGAAUGAAAAAUACAUAUUGUUGUUAUGAUAUUGAUGCUUGCAUAGUUCAAAUGAAUAUAUCAUUACGGUAUAGGAAGUUCCCGGUAGUUUUCAUUGUAUUGUCGAAUGAUUUAACUGUUUUAAAAGUAACGCUCGAGAACUUUCCUAUUUUUAAUCGCAAAUGAAUAUUUCUUUAGUGUAAUGUACAUUAAAUUUUAUAGUAUCUUCUUUAGUUUAUUUGUAUGUUUUAAAGUGUUGUGCCCAUGUAUCUCACAAUUGUAUUCAAGAAGGCAUUUGUUCUUUAAUGUUUAGCGCGUGUAUGUAAACUUAUUUGUA